UAUGGCUUCAUUUCCGAUUUGGUCACAAUUACAGUGACCUUUUUCCGGUUUAUCGUAGUACCAUAUACACGGCAAAAUGAAAGCCAAAGGAGAAUUGAAAGAAUUCGAGGUGAUCGGCCGUAAGUUGCCGACUGAAAAAGAAAAGACUACUCCAUUAUAUAAAAUGAGAAUAUUUGCACCUGAUGCUAUUGUUGCAAAAUCUAGAUUUUGGUACUUCUUGCGUCAACUAAAAAAGUUCAAAAAAUCUACAGGAGAAAUUGUCUCUCUCAAACAGAUUGCAGAGAAAACUCCAGUAAAAAUAAAGAAUUUUGGAAUUUGGUUAAGAUAUGAUUCCAGAUCUGGAACUCAUAACAUGUACAGAGAAUAUAGAGAUCUGUCUGUUAGUGGUGCAGUAACACAGUGUUAUAGAGAUAUGGGAGCUCGUCAUCGUGCUCGUGCCCAUUCAAUUCAAAUUAUUAAAGUUAACGUUGUAAAAGCAGCAAACUGUAGAAGACCUCAAGUUAAACAGUUCCAUGAUUCCAAAAUCAGGUUUCCAUUACCAAAACGUAUUCAGCACAAGAAUCGUAUGCCGCUUUUCAGUGUUCGAAAACCGCGUACCUACUUCCUUUAAAUAUUUUCAAAGAUAUGUUUUACACAUUGUCAUUGAAUAUAUAAAUCUGAUCCAAUAAAGAAACAACAUCUAUUCUAA
Osmia bicornis bicornis is the source of this 688-nucleotide messenger RNA. RefSeq names its product 60S ribosomal protein L18a (gene RpL18A). Lineage: Eukaryota; Metazoa; Arthropoda; Insecta; Hymenoptera; Megachilidae. The transcript is spliced from 3 exons. Gene Ontology annotation, molecular function: structural constituent of ribosome. Gene Ontology annotation, cellular component: cytosolic large ribosomal subunit; ribosome. The coding region runs from base 77 to 610 and encodes 177 amino acids. Gene Ontology annotation, biological process: translation. The record is from RefSeq and is a predicted model, not a curated record.